Molecule: messenger RNA, 1729 nt
Organism: Vitrella brassicaformis
Lineage: Eukaryota; Vitrellaceae
Source: the annotation of a GenBank genome assembly
CCACACGCUCUCACAAAAAGAGAGAAAGACGGAAACAGCAGAGUGUGCCAACGAUCGAUCGAGGCAUGUGUAAUUGACAGAAACGAUGGAGUGCUGCUGUUGUUGCGAAGUGCUCAUGAUGCCCUUCGCCCCUGUCUGUGACCCUGAUGAAGGCGCUCGGCUCAGAGAAGUGGACGUGUGUGGACGUGUGUCGGGAUGUGAUGGACGGAUGGAUUGGAUGUCGUGGACCGUGUGCUGAUGGAGAGGAUGCCGCCUGGAUGAAUGGAUGAAUGGAUGGUGCUGGUGCUGAUGCUGAUGGAUGGCAGGCUGAAGGAUAGUAGUUGUGUGUAGGCAAGCAUGACGAUAAGCCGUAGAUACGCACAGCGAGAGGCAGGGCAGAAAGAAGCGCUAGAUAACCCCGCAUUGCAUGCAUGCGUGGGCUUGGGGGCGUAAGACAGGAGAUAGCAGCAGUUGGCCGAGCGAAUUAGUGCCGUUGCGUUUCAUGAUUCGUUGUUGAUCCUCCGAUAUGCCAACAAUCCUGUGUUCGACGAUGAAGGGUCACCGAUGGUGCCUGAUGAGCCACACGAGAUAUGCAGGAUCAAGUGGCGAGCGACUUCGACGUGGCCGAGCACGAGCUGGCGGGCGUGCUGCAGCAGCUCGUGCGCGAGAAGUGCGAGGUGUGGGGCGAGCACUUCACCAAGGGCAUGAACCGGCCGGCGGACAUGCCCGCCGGUGUGUGCGUGCGAGACGAGGGGCUGCUGGUGCUGGGCUGCCCGUUUGGCACAUCGGAGUUCAUGGAGCGGCACUUCGCCAAGGUGCUCAAGAAGACCCAGCACCUUCUCGACAACCUGCCCCGGCUGGAGGACCCGCAGAGCGCCGGGAAAUUCCUCCGCUUCUGCGCCACGCCGAAGUUCCACUACCACCUCCGCACCUCCCUCCCCUUCACCCGCCCCCUCGCCGAGGCUGCUGGCAAGCACUCUCGCGCCCUCAUCCAGGCCGCCUGCACCCUUUUCUUCCUCGGCGACGUCCAGACCAAGACCGUCCGCCAGCUCAAGCUGCCGCUGACUGAGGGGGGGUUCGGCCUCACUGAUGCCGCCCGCAUCGCGCCAGCGGCGUACUUCGGCGCGAAUGCGGUGGUGUUGGCCGAUGUCCUCGCCCGCCACGAAGGCGCCGCGUGGAUGCCGGCGCAUGGGCGCGCAGGGCUGGAGGCGCAGCCAUGGGUGCAAGCGAUCCAGGCCGCGUACGACCACCUUCUCACCCACUACCCCCGCUCCCCCCAGUCCGACCCCCUGCCUGACGUCCGCAGCCUCAUGCUCCGCCCCGUCGGCGGCCUGCAGGCCAAGCUGACCCAGCGCAUCCACCAGCAGGAGUCCGCCUCCCUGCAGGCAGCCCUGAACGACAUGCGUGACGACGCCGGCCACCCGACGACCGACGGAGCCCGUCUGCAGAGCUGCAAGGGGCCGGGGGCGACGGCAUGGCUGCAGGCUAUCCCAUUCAGCCCCGCAACGACCAUCUCCCCCGACGCCUUCGUGUGGAAUGUGCAGUUCCAGCUCGCGUGGUGAAGGGACCGACGACCUGUGGGGCGUGCACGAAGCCCUGCGACCCGUGUGGCGACCACAUGCUCAAGUGCCCCAAUCGCGGCUACCUCACCAACCGCCACAACACCGUCCAAGCGACCGUCUACCGUAUCUGCAAGGAGGCCCGAUGCCCCAGCGUGAAGACAGAGCAGCUUCUGCGUGACUACCAGUGC